Messenger RNA from Pristis pectinata (smalltooth sawfish), 915 nucleotides. It is a transcript of the gene tcf15, whose product is annotated as transcription factor 15. Gene Ontology annotation, biological process: regulation of transcription by RNA polymerase II; developmental process. Bases 1 to 549 code for a protein of 182 amino acids. Gene Ontology annotation, molecular function: DNA-binding transcription factor activity, RNA polymerase II-specific; protein dimerization activity; RNA polymerase II transcription regulatory region sequence-specific DNA binding. Lineage: Eukaryota; Metazoa; Chordata; Chondrichthyes; Rhinopristiformes; Pristidae. The record is from RefSeq and is a predicted model, not a curated record. The transcript has 2 exons.
AUGGCUUUCACCAUGUUGCGCCCGGUCGCCGCUCGACACUUCUACCCGGACAUCAGUCUGCACUCGGACGACGACGAGAACAAGAGCGAGAGUGAUGGCUCGGACCGGUCCUUUGACUGUUGCAACGGCGCGGCGAAGAGGAGGAAGGUGUCUUUCUCCAAGGGCUCGGUGGUGGUGAAGCACAGGCAAGCGGCCAACGCCAGGGAGAGGGACAGGACUCACAGCGUCAACACCGCUUUUAGCGCCCUCAGGACACUCAUUCCCACCGAGCCCGCCGAUAGGAAGCUCUCCAAGAUCGAGACCCUGCGCCUGGCGUCCAGUUACAUCUCCCACCUCGGCAACAUCCUGCUGGUGGGGGAGGAGGGCGCGGACGGACAGCCGUGCCUCACCGCCGUCUACAGCAGCCAGCCUGGGUUUGAGGGGCAGCAGCCCAGGUCCAUCUGCACGUUCUGUCUCAGCAACCAGAGGAAAGGGGUCAAAGAGAAGGACGCGAAGAGCGGGUUUUCAAAGAUCAGGGGACAGGCUUCUCUGCGGAUGCAGCGCCAGUGAAUGCGGAGCGAGAGGCGGCGAGAGACCGAGGGAUGCCCCGUUAGCAAAGCGUCGCUGGCGGCCGGCCUAAAGACUCAGCGGUCAAAAGCGGGCUGACACCGCCAACAGAUUACGCGUGGCAAGCUUUUUUAUUUUGUUUGUACAGGGAGUAUGGACACCGACUUGGGGGCCGCCCGUCCUCCACACAUCCAAGAACUCCUAGCAGUUUUACCUCCCUCCACGGAUGAGGUGCCACGGGGCUGUGAGCGAUUGCAGAGAGCGCGGGCGAGAGUGACACUUUAACAAUGCCGAAGUCUGUCUCCAUUUGGGGAGAUUUGACCCUUUUCUAAGUUUUUGUGUUCCGUUUGUUGUAAAUUUUUUUUUUAC